AUGACUCAACAACAAAUAAUAGACUUCGCAAACAAUUACCAACUUGAUAUACUAGGCCUAACAGAAACUCAACACUCUCCACACAACCAAUUCCACAUACUAAAAAAUAACCUUAACCAAAACCCAAAUGAUAAAGAAUUCACAUACUACUGGACAAAAGGUUCAGAAACACACAAUCAUGGAGUAGGAAUUAUGGUGGAAAAACAACUCAACAAACACGUAACUUCAAUCCAGACAUUUGAAAACCAUGCAAUAACAUUAGACAUGGUAUUUAAACGAAAAAUUAAAGUAAAAAUCAUAACAAUAUACUUCCUGCCAGCAAACAGACCAGCUAACCUAGUAUUACGUACAAGACUGAUGGAAUGGAUUAAGACAAUAACAAAAAAGUUUAACUCGACCGAUACCAAUAGAAUCAUAAUACUAGGAGAUUUUAACAGUGUAAAAGAUCCAACUAUAGACAGAUCUGCAACAUCUAAAUACAGAUCAAACAAAAUGGAAGGUCCUCUGCUCAAAUAUCUUACAAACAAAAAUUAUAUAGACACAUUUUGCACAAUACAAAAUAUUAAACUAGAAACAGAUACAGAGGACGCAACAAACACACUACAAUUCACAUGGACUCGAAAUGAAUCUAAAUCAAGAAUAGACCAAAUCUGGCUAUCGCCCAAAACAGCUGAUAUACUAAUUGAUGCAGAUAUUAUAGACACCGAAGAAGAAAUUGCAACAGACCACCACUGUGCCAGAGCAAUAUUACUUGAUACAUUUCGUAAACCACUUCCUUCAAACAUAUAUAAACAAAAAACUCAAUAUAGAUACAAUCUUAAUACGACUCAAAAAGAAAAUUGGGACAAAUUCGCUAAAGAAUUUCUAAUAAAACAAUCACAGCAACAAAUUCUACACAUACUCAAUGGCAACAAAUCAAAUCCAAUAUAA
Messenger RNA from Dentiscutata erythropus, 930 nucleotides. The record is from the annotation of a GenBank genome assembly. Lineage: Eukaryota; Fungi; Glomeromycota; Glomeromycetes; Diversisporales; Gigasporaceae.